AUGUCCGCCCUCUUCAACUUCCAGUCCCUCCUCCUCGUCCUCCUGCUGCUCAUCUGCACGAGCGCAUACGUCCACCACUUCACUCCGAGUAUCAUGGACAGGAAUAAGAACGGGUUCAUGGGCAUCUUCUGGAAAUGCGCAAGGAUAGGAGAACGAUUGAGUCCAUACAUAAGCAUAUGCUGUGUCCUCAUGGCUGUCUCCAUCCUCCUGAACUAG
Fusarium falciforme is the source of this 216-nucleotide messenger RNA. Its product is annotated as Protein kish. Lineage: Eukaryota; Fungi; Ascomycota; Sordariomycetes; Hypocreales; Nectriaceae. The transcript is spliced from 4 exons. Gene Ontology annotation, biological process: protein secretion; intracellular transport. The record is from RefSeq and is a predicted model, not a curated record. The coding region runs from base 1 to 216 and encodes 71 amino acids.